This is a messenger RNA of Pseudophryne corroboree (corroboree frog), 3085 nucleotides long. It is a transcript of the gene FLVCR2, whose product is annotated as FLVCR choline and putative heme transporter 2. Lineage: Eukaryota; Metazoa; Chordata; Amphibia; Anura; Myobatrachidae. Gene Ontology annotation, cellular component: membrane. The record is from RefSeq and is a predicted model, not a curated record. Bases 1379 to 2872 code for a protein of 497 amino acids. The transcript has 10 exons. Gene Ontology annotation, biological process: heme export; transmembrane transport. Gene Ontology annotation, molecular function: heme transmembrane transporter activity; heme binding.
AGAGGCUGGGACAGUCAGGGAGAGGGGGACAGUCAGGGGGGGGAGAGAGAGAGAGAGAGAGGGACAGUCAGGGAGAGAGAGGCUGGGACAGUCAGGGAGAGAGAGGGACAGGGACAGUCAGGGAGAGAGAGGUUGAGACAGUCAGGGAGUGACUGAGACAGCCAGGGAGAGAGAGACAGGGACAGUUCGGGAGAGGGAGACAGUCAGGGAGAGAAGCUGAGACAGCCAGGGAGCCUUAUCUAUAGACAAAAGCCUUAUCUACAGAGACAGAGACAGAAUUUAACAUACACAAGAAGAGCUUGAGAGACAGACACAGACAGCCUGAUACAUUCACACUGAGACAAAGAAAGCUAGACAGGGUGACAUACAUACAGAGACAGCUAGAGACUGAGUCACAGAGACAGCCUGGGAUAUACAAAGAGGGCUAGAGAAAACCUGAGAUAAACAGAGUGCCAGAGACUCACCGACACCCACACACACAGGACAUUGUGACAGGUGGAGAGAGAGAGAGAGAGAGAGAGAGAGAGAGCAGCAAAACAGGAAGAGAGUGAACUGCAGCAUGUGGCAGAAACACCGCACAUAGAGGAACUGUGUGUGGGACAGAGGGGACUGACAGAGGGUGGGAGGGCAGGGGACUGGGAGUGCAGACUAGGACAGAGGCACGGGACUGGGAGUACAGGCAGGGGCAGGGGACUGGGAGUGCAGCCUAGGACAGGAGACUGGGGACAGGGAAAUGGGACCGGGAGUACAGGCUGGGAGUGCAGACUAGGACAGGGGCAGGGGAAAGGGAGUGCAGAUUGGGACAGGGGACUGGGAGCGCAGACUAGGACAGGAGACUGGGGACAGGGAAAUGGGGCCGGGAGUACAGGCUGGGAGUGCAGACUAGGACAGGGGCAGGGGAAAGGGAGUGCAGAUUGGGACAGGGGACUGGGAGCGCAGACUAGGACAGGGGCAGGGGAAAGGGAGUGCAGAUUGGGACAGGGGACUGGGAGCGCAGACUAGGACAGGGGCAGGGGAAAGGGAGUGCAGAUUGGGACAGGGGACUGGGAGCGCAGAUUAGGACAGGGGCAGGGGAAAGGAGGCACAGACUGGGGCAAAGGGGACUAACAUUUUGUGGGUUGGUUUUUCAGAGAUCGGACACUGGGGCAGUAAGACGUACAGAGAGGAGGGUGAGAGAGACCUACAAAGGACACACCGGAAUGAAAGUAACAGAGGAAUAGUCAGCUGCUGGGUCCAGUGAUUGGUCAGACCUGACAGGAGAUUGGUUUAUUUGGAGAGGUGCACGUUACCACCUCGCCUCUCUCUGCCUGCAGGUGGAUUGUGGGAACCUGGUACCUCUAACCCCCCCCCUCCCCCCAUCCUUGUGAGCGGAGCAGCAAUGCAGAAAAAGAUGCUAUCAGAGAAGCUCUCAGGGAAGGAACUGCUGGACCCCACAAGCUACCAUCAUACUCAGGAUAACGGUGCGUCUGCAGACACAGAAACCCAUGAGCAGGUCACCAUGACCCCAUCUAUGACUCCAGAAACCAAACUCUACACCCGCCGCUGGUUCAUGGUUCUUCUCUUCAGCUCGUACUCUCUGUGUAACGCGUUUCAGUGGCUCCAGUAUGGAAUCAUCAGCAAUAUUUUCAUUAAGUAUUAUGGGGUCAGCAGCCUAGCCAUCGACUGGCUCUCUAUGUCCUACAUGCUGAUCUAUAUCCCGCUAAUAUUCCCCGUGGCUUGGCUCCUGGACACCAGAGGCCUGCGCGUCAUUGCACUGGUUGGCUCCGGGCUGAACUGUUUGGGUGCCUGGAUUAAGACAGCCAGCGCCCGGCCAGACCUGUUUGGCGUGACGCUCUUUGGACAGCUGGUGUGUGCGACGGCACAAGUCUUUAUACUGGGAAUGCCCGCUUACAUCGCUUCAGUGUGGUUCAGCUCCAAUGAAGUCUCUACCGCCUGCUCUAUUGGAGUAUUUGGAAGCCAGCUAGGUGUGACCGUGGGGUUUCUGUUACCGCCUAUUCUGGUUCCCAACCUUGAGGAUAAGACCCAACUCUCACAUCAUGUCAGCAUCAUGUUCUAUGGCACUGCAGCUGUCGCCAGUCUCCUCUUCAUCCUGGUAAUCUUCGUGUUUCAGGAUGGCCCCCCGCUGCCCCCCUCCAAGGCCCAAGCAGCGCAGCUGUCUGUCCCCCCCGGUCAGUACUCCUAUAAACUCUCCAUCCUUCGGCUGCUGAAGAACCCAAACUUUGUUUUGCUGGUGGUAUCAUAUGGGCUAAACACAGGAGCCUUUUACUCCCUGUCCACCUUACUGAACCGCAUGGUGACAGAACAUUACCCGGGCGAGGAGGUGAACGCCGGACGCAUUGGUCUGACCAUCACCGUGGCCGGGAUGUGCGGAGCGCUGAUCACUGGAUUCUGGCUGGACAGAACAAAGACGUACAAGCAGACCACCCUGGUGGUGUACAUCUUCUCGCUGGUGGGAAUGGUGGUCUUCACCUUCACCCUGGAUCUUGGCUACCUGUGGGUCGGCUUCAUUACUGCCGGAUGUCUGGGGUUCUUCAUGACCGGAUAUCUCCCGCUGGGAUAUGAGUUUGCAGCAGAACUAACGUAUCCGGAAUGUGUGGGAACUUCGUCAGGACUUCUCAAUGUGUCCGCGCAGGUGUUUGGACUAAUAUUUACCACAGCCCAGGGACAGAUACUGGAAAAAUUUGGGGUCCAGGCUGGGAACAUUUUACUCUGCUGCUUCCUGCUGGUGGGCGCAGUUAUUACAGGAUUUAUUAAGCCGGACCUACGUAGACUGAGAGCCAAUCAGGAGGCAAUACACACUGGGCCAGUAAAGCAGCACUUGGACACGGCUGAGGCUCCAGACCCUCUCCUUUCCCAGGACCACUCUAACUGAACCUCACCCCCCCACUCCUUGGAAGCUGUUGAUGCCACGGGAACCAUCCUGGCACCAUAGACCGGGCUCAGGGCUUGUGAACCAAAGACGGGAGUGGCAGACGCUCAGGGACCUGCUGCAGAGUAUUGUUGGUGCCAUAUGCAGAGACGAAAAAAUGGUUUUGCUUUUUUUUUUUCUGUUUUAUUUAAAAUAAAAACCUUGUAGUGAAAAGAA